AUGCUCCUGGAAUCCGCUCCCAUUACGGUUCUCAAAGACCUUUCUAUCCCCCAGGCUCAGCGUCUCCUCAACUACAUUUCCUCGCGCCUGCGCUCGUGUGCUUUCUGCCUCGAUGCUUGCCGUGAAGAAAUCGAUCGCGUAGAUGGCUUGUUUGACGCCUGUUGGCGGCAGUUUAAGGUCGACUUGCGCUGGAGGCUUCUCCCCCAGUACCCACCCCCCAAAGACUCCCCUACUCCUCAAAUCGCUACCUGGUGGAUCCCCGGCGAAGGAACCAUUGCACCCCAGAACCUCUCUGUUUCAGACCUCCUCGACGCCUGGUCUCACGAAGAUCAGGAGCUCUGGGCCCCAUGGCAUUUUCACAAGAUUGCCAUCCAUCCGUGGGACGACCAAAGGAUGCUACCCUUCGUAGAGUCCUACAAGAUUAUGGAGGAAAGGAUGUUGUCGGCCGAGACAGAAAUGAGGAGCGCGAUGGAGGCCAUGGACGUCUUCAAGUCCUCUUGCGAUCGACUCCCAGAGGGUCUCAGGCGUAAGCUGGUCCGAACUCCUCCUCAAUCGCCAAAGUCUCCUUGGGGUCCAGGAACCGGUUGGGGAUCACCGUUGGGUCCGAUGACGAGCAGCUGGGACAACAGCGGAUCCACGUUCCAAGCAGCCCCGGAAGAUACCGUUGACCGCAUGGAUGAGGAGGAGGUGAUUGAGCAGCUUGAUCGCGUAGAGCUAGUUGAUGUGAAUUUCUCUGUUGUCCAUCCAUCCCACUUCCAAUGA
Messenger RNA from Coprinopsis cinerea okayama7#130, 762 nucleotides. RefSeq lists its product as hypothetical. Bases 1 to 762 code for a protein of 253 amino acids. The record is from RefSeq and is a predicted model, not a curated record. Lineage: Eukaryota; Fungi; Basidiomycota; Agaricomycetes; Agaricales; Psathyrellaceae. The transcript is spliced from 3 exons.